CUCUCUUGACUUUUCCAAAAUCAUGGCGCAAUAGAAAAUGGAGAAAAAAAUACUAAUCAUGUUUGAUAACUUGCAAAUUUAAUUCAAUUUUGAAUAUCCACUGAGAUGGAUAUUUCAAAGGCGCUGAAGAACACAUCGAAAGGAAGUUUAACAUAUGACAGAAGACCUCCUUCAAAGGAAUUCUUUGACCACUGUUCACCUCCUCCAACUCUUUCCAAACGGUACAAUACCCAUGAUAACUCACCAAAUAACAGACUUACAGAUGAGGCCUUGCACAAACAUCGUAAAGGUAGCUUUCCAGAUAGUAAUGCCAGUGAAUCAUCAUAUGAUAAUGUUGUCCAAUCAACCAUCAGAACAGACUCUUCAUCACCAAGGACAGUGGAGAUUGUCUCCCCUACAUUACCAGUUGAGAUUGUCUCCCCUCCACAUAAAAAGAACAUAAUUCCAGUUUCACCAGAGUACACAAAGAGUAUACUAGCAGUUAAGGAUUAUGAAAACUCUCUUGACAAGGAGAUUAAGAUUAAGGUAUACAACAAACAGCAAAGGUUUACAGAACAUACCAAGAAACUUCAGAAUGAGGCUGAGAAUAAGUUGUCAGUAUUACAGAGAAACCAACAGAACAAAGCUGAAGAACAACAGCAGGAAACAGAAUUACAAUUCAUGCAACAAACAAUUGAACUGCAGGAAAAACAGAGGAAGUUGAAAGAAGAUCAUAGAGAGCAUGCUCAGAUGUUACAGAAGAAACAUGAAAAAUUAAAAGAAGAAAUAAAGAGAAAAGAAAAAGAAAGACAGGAUAGAAUCCAGAUAGCCCAGACUAUAAGAAAUGAUAUUGCUACUAUAAUGGAGAGACUGAAAACUAUGUAUGAACAGUUUACCCCAAAAGACAAACUGCCCGAAUCGUUGAAAAAAGCACUUAAUUUAGUCAGCAAUAAACUUACAGAGGUCACACAGAUGGCUUCAAGAGAUGUUGAUACAAAUGAAGUUGUUAAGAUGACAGAAAUUCUCAAGCUUUGUCUAAAUGCAUAUGAAUAUAUGAGAAAAGAAUAUGAUGAGUUAACAAAGAAAAUUAAAGAAGAGCAAGCUAAAGAGGAAGCAGAAAAGAAAGCCAGAGCAGAAAUAGAGGCCAAGGCAAGAGCUGAAGCUGCUGCUGCUGCUGCUGCUAAAGUUACAGUGGUCCCUCCAACACCAGGAGUACCAUCAAGUCCUCUUGCUACCUCCACACCAGCACCAUCAUCAUCCUCAAGAUCUGCUGCAGAGGCUGUAUUAAGAUGUGUAGAUCAGAAUGCUUUUACACAGUAUACCAAUCUCCAGGUGCUAAUAAAGAAAGCCGAUGAAGACUCUAAAACUUUGUUCAAUAAUCCACAGCUGAAGAAGAUGAAAUUUGACAUCCAGAAAUCUAUUAACACGCCUAUCAACAAUAUAUCACCAGUGAGUGGUGAUCAUCUGAAUGACCAACUGACCAGGCUAUUGACAUUGCUAGCUGGACGGACAGUAGAUUUGUCUGGAAAACGAUUUUCCUUGGCUGCCUGUCCUCAGGCACUACCAUUCUGUAAAUAUUUGAUAGCCAAAAUGAUUGUGAAAAAAGGAGAGGAGCAGGUAUCUGCUAAGCACAGUUCAGCUUUUGCUAUAGCAGCAGUUACAGUUGGGUUGUUAGCUGAUCAUCCUGACAUACUCCCUAUGUUACAGGGACAUUUUCACCAGCUGUGUCCAUAUACAGUACCAUACCAUAUCAGUAAAUCUGAUGGACAAUCUAUGGAGGAUUAUCUGAAGGCUUUGGGAUAUAAGUAUGAUUCUGAAGGAAAUGCAGAAAAACAAGAUCAGUUUCUUAAAAGAAUGUCAGGAAUAAUGAGACUUUAUGCUUCAGUCAUGGUAGCUCAUCCUCCAAGAGGUCCUAAUCCAUAUGGCACUGAGCAUGCUUGGGAAUGGUUGUCAAUGGUGAUGAACAUUGAGCCUCUUCCUGAUAUUACAGCAACAAUGACAUUUGACCUUCUAGAGGUCACAGGACAUGCUUUAUACAGAGAUUAUAGAAAACAGUUUGUCAAGUUAUUACAUGUUUUGAUAAAGGAAUUCUUACCAAAGUUAAAAAGAGUGGCUUCCCCAAGUGGAGGUGGACCAAUGUCAAGGUUGGAAGAUUUUUUACAGAAUAGUCUAAAACAUAAUGGAAACAUACGACCACCAGAGGGCUUAUUAAAUCAGCAUUUUUGGAUGACUUGAUGAAGGCUGAUUUAGUGGAUAUUCAUUUGUAAAACAUAAUUAUGACAUUAUUUUUUUUGUAUCAAACAUUAAAUCACACAGAAAUUAUGAAAAACUAAAAAACACUAUAAUUGAUUCUUCUCUUUUGAUAAUGUGAAAAAGAACAUUCUUUGUUUUAUGAUGUAAAUCAUCAUGAAGUUGCAGUCAAAUAUAGCUAUCUGUUUCAUAUGUAUAAUGAUCAAGGGUCCGGAAACAGUCAUAUAUGCCAGUCAUGUCCUAAGAUGAAACUAUUUGUCCUAAACGAGUAAUUGGGAUUUAGGACAAAUUUUAUUUUUUUAAAGAAGUAAUUUCGGUCAUUUCAUUGACUCAAUGUUUGAAAUUGGAUUUCUUAAUCGCCAUUUUGCACUGUCUUGUGUAAGUUGUGAUCACUUGUUUUGUUUAUAAUCCCUUUCCUGUAAUAAAACUGCCACUCCAGUAGUUUGAUAAUCCUGAGGGCCCUCCUAAUAUCUAUAUCAAUGCCUCCGGGAAACAUUGGCUAAUGAUCGCUAAUCACUUUUUACCUGUGGUUUUAAUUCACACCUGACAGUGAUCACAAGCUCAGAAUAAUAUCUUAACAAAAAUUGAAAUUCUCUGACAAGUGUAUUCAUUAUUUAAUUACUUUUCAAGCAAAGACAAUCAUCAAAUCUGAUUUAAAAAUUGAACCUAAAUUCACGGAGAAAAAAGUAUUUUUUCAUGUGCUUUAUCUACUGUAUAAUACGCAUGUGUGAAAUUGUCUUCAGCAAAUUUAAUAUUUAAUCGUAAAAUGCAAAUUGAUUUCAUGCUAAAUUAAACGAGUGCAACUAUUGUGUGUUACAUUCAAACACUUUUAAAGGUAAUAAAAUAAAAAAAAAACAUAAAAAGCCGGUGAUUUCCUGUCAAUUUGAUAAACAAAACAAAUCCCGGAAAUGAAUCCAGAAUUAUUCGUACUUUAACAUUAUCGCUAACUUCCGGUUUUAACUUUUGUCAAAUCGAAAGAAACGUUAGCAAUGUCUGAGAGAUUUACCAUUUUGAGUCAUUAAAAUCAUUUCAAUUUUAAACUAUUGCCUUCCCUAAACUGUUCUUCAUGGUAAUGGUAAGACAUUUACUUAGUAAAUGCGAUGAAACAGCAAUACAAGUUCGUUGAUGCUAUGAAUCUAGUCAAGACUCAAGUUGACAUCGACAAUUUGGAAAGGGGCACCAACUUUUCAACCAUCUCAAAAUGACCGAAAUUGUGUGGAAAAAUUUCCAGAUCCUUGAUAAUGAUAUAUUUUUCAUCCUGGAAAUUUAUUAUUCAACUGAGGUUAAUGAUUAAUAUCUUGUAAAUUGUUUGCCACCAAUUCUGUAGUCUCCUGGUAGGGACUUGGUCAAACAAAUGAUCAUACAAUUGGUAUAUUCUGCUGCAUCAAUAAGUAAGGGGAGUGGAUUAAAAAGCAAAUACUUGUUUGGCUUAUAGUAAGAAUAAUGUGUGACAUUUUUCCUACAGUCUGCAACCUUAUGAGCUAACACAUUCAAUAGCUGACUGGGUGUCAAUAUAGAACAUCACAGGGUAUAUGCAUUUGUCAUUAAUGAAAUUGUCCUUGAUAUGUAUAAAUUACUGCCCUUUGAUGUUAAACAGUUUUAAACAAAUGAAUCAUAAUGAAUUUCUGUCUAAAUUCAAGUUGAUAAGCAGAUUUUUACAAUAUCCUUGUUUUAUAGACAUUUUCAGAUUGUAUUUGUUUAAAAAACAGAGUUUAUAAAUGAGAAUAUUUAUUGUGAUAUUUGCAUAAACAUUAUUAAUGGCAUGCACAUGGAUAAUGACAUGACUCUGGAAAGAGCCCACUUAGUCUGGGCAUGUUAAUGUUUAGGAUCAUAAUGAAUGAAUUUGAUGACCUCAUGUAUACCUUAGAACAUGCUAUGCCAGGAACUACAUGUUACCACUGUAUAAUUAAAGCCAAAGUGACCAUGAUAUUUACUUGACUUAAUAACACCAUAGCAUCAAACAUUGUAAGAGUCACAGCAAAUCUAUUUUAAUUCUUUGGUAGGUGGCAUUCAAUGCCAAAAACGAGCAGCAACUCCAAUGUUAUAAAAAAAUAUUGUCUGUGCUCUGCUUACCCUUCCGGAGCACCUGAGAUCACCCCCAGUUUUUGGUGGGGUUCCUGUUGCUUAGUCUUUAGUUUUCUAUGUUGUGUCAUCUGUACUAUUAUAUGUCUAUUUGUCUUUUUAUUUUUGGCCAUGGCGUUGUCAGUUUGUUUUCGAUCUAUGAGUUUGACUGUCCCUCUGGUACUGGUAUCUUUCGUCCCUCUUUUAGCAACUUUGAACCUAACUUUGUGUAGAUACCAUAGGAACUAGGUCAGAUAUGAUUGAAAGAUCAGAUGGGGAAAAUUCUUAGAAACUUACAGAAGAAGAAUCCAUCAAAAAUAGAUUUAAAAUUCAGAGCUUAUUGUUUUUUCCUCUUUGAUCCAUUUAUAGCUUUGUAAUGGUUAGAAAUUAAAAUCUUUGAAACAAUCCUUACAGUGUAUAGAUGCAUGGGAUCAGAAUCCCCAAAUUAUAACAGCCUUUGUAUCAUGGCAAGACAAUUUACAUAAUUGAUUAAAAGGAAUAAAUAGGAUUAUCUAUCAUUAUCAAAUUCUAAACCUGAUUAAUGUACAAAACAAUAAACGAAAAAAAAAUAUGACAUACAGCACAAACAACAAGCACUGAACUACAGGUCCUUCAAUACCUGGUAGUAGUAGUAUUAGUUACCAAUGGUAGUCAGAGUUCGUUAAAGUUUACCUUAUCAUAUUUUAAGGAUGGGUCAGGUUUAGGAAUUUGUGUCAGAUGUUCGGUCUCCUUGGUUUUUUUCUGACGAUACAGGUUAAAAUAUUUUGCCCCAUAACACCCAUUUUUCUUUUCAUAUAAGACUUCAAUAGCUCAUAAAAGGUCAUUUACCAAAAUUUAAGCAGAUUCUAGAUUUCUUUUUUUUCGAUUUGAGACCCAAAUAAUACCAAUGCAAAUAUAAGGUAAAAGUCCAAGUCAGCCUUUUACCGCCAUUUAAAAAAAAAUAAAUAUCUCGAAAAGGAGCUCCAUAACCUAUCAAUAUAUUUAGCUAAUGGUGUUCCUUAACUAAUGCUCUUCUGACUUAUAGUAUCAAUUUUAAAUUCUAGAUUUUGUUAAUUUCACCUAAGUACAUACUUAAAUAUAAAUUACAACAUUAUAUUAUUUAUGUGUGCAUGUAAGUACGUAGCAUGAGAAUUAUUUCUGAAAAAAACACACUUUUUAAAGGACAAUAUAGUUGUACAAGUCACUAAAAAUUUAAUUGCUUUAUUGUGUUUUGAUGAUAUAUGACUUGGUUUAAUUGAUCAUUGUAAUGUGAAUAUUCUUGUGUUAUAUUGUAUAUACACAAUGUUGAAUAUUGUAAUAAACAUAAAGAAGUCAAGGUCAUUAAAC
Messenger RNA from Mytilus californianus (California mussel), 5616 nucleotides. RefSeq names its product mRNA export factor GLE1-like. Lineage: Eukaryota; Metazoa; Mollusca; Bivalvia; Mytilida; Mytilidae. Gene Ontology annotation, biological process: regulation of translational initiation; poly(A)+ mRNA export from nucleus; regulation of translational termination. The record is from RefSeq and is a predicted model, not a curated record. Bases 106 to 2214 code for a protein of 702 amino acids. The transcript is spliced from 13 exons. Gene Ontology annotation, cellular component: cytoplasm; nuclear pore cytoplasmic filaments; nuclear pore. Gene Ontology annotation, molecular function: translation initiation factor binding; phospholipid binding; inositol hexakisphosphate binding.